AUGGCAUCCUCCAAGCAGCCAAAAGCAGAGUCGUCCAAAGUCCACGACCUGAAUGCAUCUGAGGCAGCUUCAGUUGAUACCCAGCUUUCGGCCCCUGGUGAUCUAGGCGCGGGCGAGGACCACCGUAUAUAUAAUGUAUACAACACGACGUCAUUCACAAAUUAUAGGAUUUCUCAGUCCAACGAUAAGUCUACACUUUACUACGUCAGAACUUCCAUCUUUACACCUGGAAAGCCAGAAAUAACGUUCCACGUUGGAGAACGUGGCGGUUCCAUCGUGGGGAUCGCCAACUUCCUCAAGUUCUCCUCACACUCAAAAAUCGGCCUAGGAGACCCAGCUGAUACUGUUAACAUGGUAUGGGAGGAUUUUAAAAAGGAGAGCGUGGACCACUCCAAAUAUCGUUUUGAGAUGACAGUCAAGGGGGAACGAAAGGGAUUCCUCUGGAAGAGAACACGCAGCAUUGGAGUCGAAGGGUCCGUCCCAAACAAAUUUAGCGAAUCAAACUUCAAGCUACUCGAUGAGGGAACCGGGGAGCUGCUGGGAAUUUAUUCUACCAACGGCAUCAAGAGCAUAAGAAAAAUGGGAAAGUUCCAACUUAACCGAAACUACGGCCCCGAAUUUGAUCUUAUGUUCCUUCUCACCGGUAUGGCCUUGCUUGAAAAACUGCAGCGCAGAAAGCAUGCCCGAGGCAGCGGCGGCGGUGGUGGGGGAGGAGGCUAA
Molecule: messenger RNA, 720 nt
Organism: Microsporum canis CBS 113480
Lineage: Eukaryota; Fungi; Ascomycota; Eurotiomycetes; Onygenales; Arthrodermataceae
Exons: 1
Coding region: 1-720 (239 amino acids)
Source: RefSeq, a predicted model, not a curated record